UGCAAUUCCAAUUCCAACCCUCAUAUCCCGCUCUAUCUCUGAUUCUUGCCCGAAACCCUCCCACCCAACACUUCUCCGACGAUCUCCCGCUUUUCAACUUCUUUGUCUUUUCGUCAAAUCCCCUGCGCUUUCAGAUACCCUCCGCCCGCCACCUCCGUCCGCAUCCUCCGCCGCCAUCCCACCCACUUUGCGUUUUUUCACGCUCAAUUUAGGACCCUGUAACUGUCUACGUCACUGAUCGGACUUGUGAGAGCUGUAUCUUGUGGUGCCCUGUCGUCUUCUCCGAGCUCUUUUAUUUCCCCGGAUGACCGCUCGUGUCUCGGGCAGUCACACCCGCCGCGAUGGAUAAUGCCAAUCUGUGGACUCGUCGAGCAAACUCCUCCAAACUGUCUUUGUCCAUGUCCGGAACCGACGGCAAGGACGGUGCCCGCGUCGACAUGCCCCGCUCAUCCAUCAAACGAUUCGGCCCCGACAGCUCCCACGGCCGUUCCAAUCCUUUUAACGCAGUAUCCCCGAUGUCUACUGGGGUCUCUUCUCCCUCAAUCAAUGCCUCAUCCGCCUUCGGCCUCGGCUCGGGUGCAUUCGCCUCGUUCGGCACCCCCAAGUCAGAAGUGAAGACUCCUGGUGAGAAGCGCGAUCCUUCCGCAGAGCAGGAGGAUGCCAUCCGAGCCAAAGAAAUGGAUCAGGCUUCCAUGUCUGGGCCCGGGGAGCACCCGCUCAAGUCGACUUGGAUUGUCUGGUACCGCCCGCCUACACCCAAGUACUCGGACUAUGAGAAGUCGACGGUGCCGCUGGCGUCGAUAUCGUCGGUAGAGAGUUUCUGGGCCGUAUACUCGCAUCUGAAGCGGCCGUCGCUGCUGCCGACUGUGUCGGACUACCACAUCUUCAAGAAGGGCAUUCGGCCCGUCUGGGAGGAUGAGGCGAAUAAGCGCGGCGGCAAGUGGAUCGUGCGAUUGAAGAAAGGUGUGGCGGACCGGUACUGGGAGGAUCUAUUGCUGGCGAUGGUGGGCGACCAGUUUGCCGAGGCUGGGGAUGAAGUCUGCGGUGCCGUGCUGAGCGUGCGGGGUGGCGAGGAUGUGCUGAGCGUAUGGACGCGGAUUGAUGGGGGGCGGAACAUCAAGAUCAGAGAAACGAUCAAGCGUCUGCUCGCCUUCCCGCUCGACACCAACAUCAUUUGGAAGAGUCACGAUGAUAGCAUUGCCCAGCGCUCUGCCAUUGAUCAAGCUCGUCACGAGAAAGCCACUUCGUCUGCCAAUCCCGGAACUCACCUGGGCUCUGAGCGGCGGCGUGCCGGCCAUGAUGAUUCAGAGAAGGCCUCAUAAUUGCCCCUCUGGAUUGUGGCCUUGAGCCCUGUAUAGUACAGCCGACCAAAAACCAAAAACACUUUUUUAUGCACUUACUCAUUGGGACGCGUUUGGGUCUGGGGGACGGCGGGGCAUCGAGGCGAACUCAGCGGUUUGAUUUGAAUUCUAUGUCUUUGAGUGAAACUCAUUUAUGUCUAGUUUGUGUCCCUUUUUUUCUUUUUCUUUUUCUUCUAUCUGCCUUCGAUCAUGCGUGAUGUUUAUUUUUCUUCUCCCUGAUGCGAAAAGUGCAGCUGUAAUCUGCAGAUGGCGUGGUCAGGUCCGUUCUAUAAGUCUAUCUAACUGUAGGUAGUAUGUUCAUUUAGUUGUGGCUCCAAAGUUCAGUUAUGUAUUGGAGUGUCUGACUCGAGCUAUAUGAAUAUACCAAGGUAUAUUUUCUAUUUCUAUUUCAGUCCAAUGAC
Penicillium pulvis is the source of this 1762-nucleotide messenger RNA. Its product is annotated as eukaryotic translation initiation factor 4E. The transcript has 3 exons. Gene Ontology annotation, molecular function: translation initiation factor activity; RNA 7-methylguanosine cap binding. The record is from RefSeq and is a predicted model, not a curated record. Gene Ontology annotation, biological process: translational initiation. Gene Ontology annotation, cellular component: cytoplasm; eukaryotic translation initiation factor 4F complex. NCBI's taxonomy places the organism in Eukaryota, Fungi, Ascomycota, Eurotiomycetes, Eurotiales, Aspergillaceae. Bases 342 to 1322 code for a protein of 326 amino acids.